AUGGCACCUAAUGCGCCGGAAGGACCGGAGAUGCUGUGUGGCUGCGUAAACACGGCUCGGCUUCAGCAUCCGCGGCUGAUCGCCUGUCUCUUACUGCUCUGUGCAGUCGGACCUACCGACACCCGUUCAUCUCCGAUAUCGGAUUUAAAAUCUAAAAUAUCAGGGGUAGAGGAGCUGCUGGAGGAAUUCCGCAAGCAGCUGCAGCAGGAGCAGGAGUACCCGCGGGGAGGGGAUGCGGCUGACGCCUGCUUGGGCAGUUUCGGUGCCGUCGGGGAGAACAUCAUCCGCGCCAAGGCCUCCAUAGAGCAAGGGGCCACGUUCCUCUCGGCUCCCCGGAGCAGCUACAGCUGGAAGGACUGUCUCCACGCCUGCUGCUCCGAGCCUCACUGCACCGUGGCCGUGGUCCAGGAAGAUCUCCCGCAGUCGGAGAACAGCAUCAGCUGCUACCUGUUCAACUGUACGUACAAGAAUAAGAAUGUGUGCUCCUUCGCUCCGCAGCCAGGGUUCAGCACCUACCACCGGCCUCCCAACGCCACCGGAGAUGUCCUCACCUCCUCCGCCGCCCACGGAGACGCAAAUAAGAUGAGCAGCUCUAUCAGGAAGCCUGAGCAACGCUUGGAGGAUGAAGAUGAUGAUACCCAAGAGCAGGACGAGCCCCCCCGCAGCGAUGCCGGCCAGGACGUGGUGAUCCAGCUGCCCACAGACUGGGCUGUGCUAGACGGCCGGGGAAGCGUGGAUGACCACGGGAUCAGCCACUACGAAUGGGCUCUCAUCAAGGGGGACACAGUGGUCAAUAUGGAGGGGACUCAUCCGGGGCUGCUGGAGAUCAGUGGUCUUCAGCAGGGCGUGUACACCUUUCAGAUGACCGUCACCGACACCGCCGGCCAGAAGAGCUCUGACAACGUCUCCGUCACCGUGCUGGCUCCAGAGCAUAAAGCAGAAGUGUGUACAGGUCACUGCUCCCGCUACCAGUUUAUGUGCGAUGAUGGCUGCUGCAUCGACAUCACCUACGCCUGUGAUGGAAAGCAGCACUGUCCAGACCGGUCAGAUGAGGCCUUCUGCCACAACAUUGAUAGCAGCAGGAAGUCAGUGACCCACCCUGCUGGGGUAUCCGGUCCUCACAGAGUUGGGGCUAAGAUGGAGGGGACUGAGGAGGACCACAUGUUCCAAGAGAGCCCCGGGAGGACAAUUCAGAGUGUCGUACUACCACAGGCACCUAUUGAAUCUCAGCACAGGGCCAAGGUUGCUCCUCUUCCACCCGACCACUCACAAAAUCCCAAUCAACAAGAAGGCUCACCUAGCCAAGGUCCCUGUGUCUCCCCCCCUGAUUUCGGGCCUUGUAAAGCAGCCUUCCCACGCUGGUACUAUGACAGAAAAGCAGGAGCAUGUAAACACUUCCUCUAUGGGGGCUGCAAGGGCAACCACAACAACUUCCUCCAGGAGGCUGAUUGUGUCAGCGAAUGUAUGCAAAAAACAGCAACUGUGGCCUCGCCCACCAUCAGACAGAUCGAGACAGCUGCACCUAAGCUACCUGGUUCACGAAGCCAACAGGAGAGUGACGUCUAUAUCACCAAGCCAUAUCCAGUGAAGGGAGGGCAUCCAGUGCCCGAGUCAGGUGCCAUCCUUCCAUUGGCGCUUGGGCUGAUCAUCACUGCAUUGCUGCUUUUGAUGAUUGGCUGUCGUCUUAAACUGGUUGGCCGCAGGAUGAAGAAGGCCCGCCCCCUCACCACCGAGGAGUCGGAUUACCUCAUUAAUGGCAUGUACCUGUAG
Messenger RNA from Lampris incognitus (smalleye Pacific opah), 1770 nucleotides. It is a transcript of the gene lrp11, whose product is annotated as low density lipoprotein receptor-related protein 11. Lineage: Eukaryota; Metazoa; Chordata; Actinopteri; Lampriformes; Lampridae. The record is from RefSeq and is a predicted model, not a curated record. Gene Ontology annotation, molecular function: protein binding; serine-type endopeptidase inhibitor activity. The transcript has 9 exons. The coding region runs from base 1 to 1770 and encodes 589 amino acids.